Molecule: messenger RNA, 165 nt
Organism: Cantharellus anzutake
Lineage: Eukaryota; Fungi; Basidiomycota; Agaricomycetes; Cantharellales; Hydnaceae
Exons: 1
Source: RefSeq, a predicted model, not a curated record
GAUGGAACAUUCAAGCUGCUUCUGACGUUCAAUGAGUCCUAUCCCAACAAACCUGCCACCGUUCCCAAAUAUGCUCCAUCCGAACGUUUAUGCGAAUGGAGAGCUUUGCUUCAGAAUUGCUGGUCACCUACCCACAAUGUCGCUGUGGUACUAAUGAGCAUCCAA